CCAAACCUUUUUCCUUUGAACUGUCACGGAUCGACUUCCAUGAUCAACGUAGAAGACGGUAAGACUCCCAACCCCAAACCGGAGCAUCCCGGCACUCCGACCAUUCUCCUCGCCAAAGUCCGGACCAACCUAUCCUUCCAGUCCAAAUGGUCCGAACUGAACGGAGCCAUGGGAGACCUGGGCACCUACAUCCCCAUCAUCCUCGCCUUGGCUCUGGCCAACGGCCUCGACCUCGGUACCACCCUCAUCUUCACCGGCGUCUACAACAUCCUCACCGGCGCCCUCUUCGGCGUCCCCAUGCCCGUCCAGCCCAUGAAAUCCAUCGCCGCCGUCGCCAUCUCCAGCGGCCCAGACUUCGCCGUCCCCGAGAUCAUGGCCGCCGGUAUCUGCACCUCGGCCGUCCUCUUCUUCCUAGGCGCCACCAGGCUCAUGCAACUCGCCUACAAGCUCAUCCCCCUCCCCGUCGUGCGAGGAAUUCAGCUAUCUCAAGGGCUAUCCUUCGCGAUGACCGCCGUCAAAUACAUCCGCAACGAUCAAGAUCUCGCAAAAGGGAAAUCUUUAGGGCAGAGGUCAUGGCUAGGCCUCGAUGGACUGCUUCUAGCCAUAAUCGCCACCAUCUUCAUCGUCGUCAUAAAUGGUGCUGGCGAGGAAGAAGAAGAUAACAACGAGCUUGCUCACGUUGGAUCCGGAGAAGAACAGAGACGACGACGAGGGAGGCGAUGGAGACGAUUACUAGUCUCGGUACCAUCCGCCGUGUUCGUCUUCCUGUUAGGCAUCAUAUUGGCUAUGAUAAGAAAGCCAAGCGCCGUGAAAGAAUUGAAACCAGGGCCAUCAGCCGUGCAUGUGAUGAGAAUCUCCAAGCAUGCAUGGAAAGAAGGAUUCAUCAAAGGAGCGGUGCCUCAGAUCCCAUUGUCGGUGCUGAAUUCGGUGAUCGCCGUGUGCAAGCUCUCGGCCGACCUCUUUCCCGACAAGCCGGAGGCGACGGCGACAUCGGUGUCGGUCACUGUCGGGCUGAUGAAUUUGGUUGGUUGUUGGUUCGGGGCGAUGCCGUGCUGUCACGGAGCAGGUGGGCUCGCAGGGCAGUACAAGUUCGGCGGGCGGAGCGGCGGUUGCGUGGCGGUGCUCGGGGCGGCGAAGCUGGUCGUGGGGGUGGUGCUCGGGGGGUCGAUGCUGAGAGUGUUGGUGGAGUUUCCGGUGGGGUUGUUGGGGGUGCUGCUGCUGUUCGCGGGAGUGGAGUUGGCGAUGGCGGCGCGGGACAUGGCGUCUAAGGAGGAGGCGUUUGUGAUGCUGCUGUGCGCCGCGGCGUCGCUGGUGGGCUCCAGCGCCGCGCUUGGGUUCGUUUGUGGGAUCGUUGCGCAUCUGCUGCUCGUGCAUACAUGGUGGUGGACGAAAUGAUUGGGUUUUAAAAAAUUAUUGUUGCUAUUUUAGGUAAGAGUCCCACAAAGUUGACCCUGUAUGAUGGUAAGAUUCGAUCUUAUCACUAGUAUUAUGAGUCUCUCUAUAAACAUAUAAAAUAAAUUAUU
Elaeis guineensis (African oil palm) is the source of this 1523-nucleotide messenger RNA. RefSeq names its product molybdate transporter 1-like. The record is from RefSeq and is a predicted model, not a curated record. Gene Ontology annotation, biological process: molybdate ion transport. Gene Ontology annotation, molecular function: molybdate ion transmembrane transporter activity. NCBI's taxonomy places the organism in Eukaryota, Viridiplantae, Streptophyta, Magnoliopsida, Arecales, Arecaceae.